This is a messenger RNA of Mizuhopecten yessoensis (Yesso scallop), 1244 nucleotides long. RefSeq names its product actin-3. Lineage: Eukaryota; Metazoa; Mollusca; Bivalvia; Pectinida; Pectinidae. Bases 83 to 1213 code for a protein of 376 amino acids. The transcript is spliced from 2 exons. The record is from RefSeq and is a predicted model, not a curated record.
AGUUUUAAAAAGAGUUGGAGGCAAAAGACUGUGUAUAAUUUCAACGAAAACAUAGAAUUUCAAUCAAAGGAAACUUUCCGUCAUGGCCGAGGAUGAUUUAGCUGCUUUAGUUGUGGACAAUGGGUCCGGAAUGUGUAAAGCUGGGUUUGCGGGAGAUGACGCACCCAGGGCUGUGUUCCCGUCCAUCGUAGGUCGUCCAAGACAUCAGGGAGUGAUGGUUGGUAUGGGACAGAAGGACAGCUAUGUCGGCGAUGAGGCCCAGAGCAAGAGAGGUAUCCUCACCCUCAAGUACCCCAUCGAGCACGGUAUUGUCACAAACUGGGACGACAUGGAGAAGAUCUGGCAUCACACCUUCUACAACGAGCUCCGUGUGGCUCCUGAGGAACACCCUGUCCUUCUGACAGAGGCUCCCCUCAACCCCAAGGCCAACAGGGAGAAGAUGACCCAGAUCAUGUUUGAGACCUUUAACUCUCCCGCAAUGUACGUGGCUAUCCAGGCUGUGCUGUCCCUGUACGCUUCCGGUCGUACCACAGGUAUCGUCCUCGACUCUGGGGAUGGCGUCAGUCAUACAGUGCCAAUUUAUGAAGGUUACGCCCUUCCUCACGCUAUCUUGAGGUUAGAUCUCGCUGGACGAGAUCUUACGGAUUACCUCAUGAAAGUUCUUACGGAACGUGGGUAUUCCUUCACAACCACAGCUGAAAGGGAAAUCGUCCGGGACAUCAAGGAGAAGCUGGCGUUUGUAGCAUUAGACUUUGAACAGGAAAUGCAGACCGCAGCAACUUCAUCAGGUCUCGAGAAAAGCUAUGAAUUACCAGACGGUCAGGUCAUCACCAUUGGCAACGAAAGAUUCAGAUGUCCAGAAGCUCUCUUCCAACCAGCAUUUUUGGGCCUGGAGAAUGCUGGCAUCCACGAAACAGCUUAUAACAGUAUAAUGAAAUGUGACGUCGACAUCCGUAAGGAUCUCUACGCAAACAUAGUUCUUUCCGGCGGAAGUACGAUGUUCCCUGGGAUAGCUGACCGAAUGCAGAAGGAAGUUACUUCACUGGCACCUCCGACCAUGAAAAUUAAGAUAAUUGCUCCACCAGAACGGAAAUACUCGGUCUGGAUAGGAGGCUCCAUCUUGGCUUCUCUGUCCACCUUCCAACAGAUGUGGAUCAGCAAACAGGAGUACGACGAAUCCGGUCCAAGCAUUGUUCAUCGUAAAUGUUUCUAAACGUCUGAACGACCAUGAUCAAACUAUAAAU